Molecule: messenger RNA, 21466 nt
Organism: Gallus gallus (chicken)
Lineage: Eukaryota; Metazoa; Chordata; Aves; Galliformes; Phasianidae
Gene: CREB3L2
Product: cAMP responsive element binding protein 3 like 2
Exons: 12
Coding region: 13233-14894 (553 amino acids)
Biological process (GO): regulation of transcription by RNA polymerase II
Molecular function (GO): DNA-binding transcription factor activity, RNA polymerase II-specific; cAMP response element binding
Source: RefSeq, a predicted model, not a curated record
GCAUUAUGGAUGGCUUGGGUCAAAGAAUUGACACUGUUCCUUUAUGGUGACUGAUCAUCCUUCCUCUUUUUAAUAUUGUGUCCUUUUAUAACCACGGUGAGUGGAUCUGGCUUCAGCUUAUAAACCUUAUGGUGACUGAUCAUCUUCCCCCUUUUUUAAUGUGUCCCUUUAUAACCACUAUGAAUGGAUCUGGCUUCAGCUUUUAAACUUAUCUGCAAGCUGCUAGAGCUGUAUUCUGAGGCUUAUUCCCAGUUUCAGUGCUUAAAGUUCAUGUUCUGCAUUCAUUUCCUUUUCGGUGAGCUAAAUAUACUGGUUUCUUCUUCUGUUAUUUGCUGUUGUAUUUCCUGCUGUUGCAGGAUUUGCAGCACUGCAGUGAUUCUGGUGAUUCCCUGAACUUUCCCUGGCUGAGCACCAUCUCUUUUUUUUCUUUUCUCUCUCUCUCUCUCUUUUUUUUUCCUUCCCUCUUUGGAAGUAAAGGAUUUGAGUGUAACCGCUGCAUUUGCAAUGAGCAUGGAGAAAAUGCAUUCCUCCUUCACGGCCCUCUGUCCUCUGAAGUCCCGUAAGUCCAUGUGCUCCGGGUUGUGUGCUGGACACAGACUUAUGCAGUGCGUUAUGUAGCUCCUUUGGUCACUUCUCUCCCACAGUCUCAGGUCUUUUUCAAGAUCUCUCCUUCUGAUUGCCCGCUCCCCCAUCACAAGAGCAGGACUUGGGGCUUUUUGCUGGCAGCAGUAAGAUUUUUACCUUUGACUUUAUUUAAAACAUGUUGCUUGUUUAUGGCUGCUGAACAAGUAAUCCGUGUUUUGGUUUUGUGACCUGACCUUCUUAUUAUUCACUGCUCCUCCUGAUGCUACGUUAUCUGCAAACCAAUGGAGGUGACUUUUCCUCUCAGGUCGCUGAUAAAAUAGCAGAGUCUGGGGCCAAGGGCUGAUCCCUGUGGGACCAGUUGAUCCACUGAAAACAUAUGGUGCAACCUGCUAGUUUAUAUUUCACAUCUAAAGAUUUCUUAUUUCUUUAUCCCGCUGGACGCAUCUUGUUGACUUCAUCUUCUGGCUUUGUCUUCUAUAGUACCAACCCAGUUGCCUUACAGGAGGAAGGUGUAUCAAGCUCAUGAGACUAUUACAAAAAGAGAUAAAAUUCGAAAAGCUGAAUUUUCAGUGUGGAAUUAUAAGCAUAAUUCCACACUGGAUAAUAAAAAAGGGAUUUCUCUCCCUUGUGGUCUGAAAUUCUAACUGCUCUCUUCCCUUCUCCAUCUCUUCCCUUAGCAGGAAUGAACAGCGGGUAGGUUAACUUGCUGUUACUUUGGCUGCCUUGUUUACACUUAAAUAUUUUUGUAUUUUUUCCAGUCCAACAGUAUUGUUUCUUACUGAAAAUAGUUUCAAGAGCUCCUUAGCGGCUCCGUUCAGACUUUUCAGAUGGAGAUUUUCUAAGCCUGCUAAUUAAAAUGACUGGCUUUGAGUAGCUGUUGUUUUUUAUAUUCUCCUUAGUUGUUGUUGGGCUGGAAAUCAGUUCAUUACCAUCCUGUGGGAUGGCUGUAUCAUCUGUUAUUUCUCAUAUAAAGAGCAGUAAUUCAGAACCGCCCCCUCCCCGGGGUGUUCAAUUAAACAUUUUGGUCCCUUUCCUUCCCCCCACACAGCUUGAGACAAGAAUUUGCCUGAUACGUAAUUAACAUUCUUCUAGGUCCUAAUGAACUCCAAAGUGAUCUUGUUCCCCUCUGAAUUAUAUUUUCUGUUAACUCUUUAUCGGUUGCCAGAUUUAUGAUUUAUGAUAACUCUCAUUAAUUUUUACUUUCUUCCAGUAUAAUAAAUAUCUAACACGUUCGACAGGUGCUUUAAUUUCCAUGGUAGGUGGGAUUGUUUGCCUAGCAUGGCUUUCUCUUUACCGGCUGUGGUGAGCUGGCAGGAUUUGCUCUUGUUGUUGGCUUUUUAUCUUUUCAGGUGUAAGCUGAAGUGGUCAUAAAAGAUUUGCAGUCCACGUAGAACUAUAGAAAAGCUAUAGGUUGGAAGGUUGGAAGGGACCUCAUAGAUCAUCUGGUCCCAUCUUGAUGCUUUCUUGUUUAAGGAGAAAUGCCUCUGCGCUAUGAGGAGAUCAGGGAGGUAGCUGGAUGCCUGUGAGUGUUGUGAGCAUUCCUUAUAGCUGUUAUGGUGUCCUCAAGAGUAGAGGUGGGGAUCUACCCUCCAGGGGCACUGCCCUAGUGCUUCUCUGGGAGGAGAAGCUACCAAACAAACUGUUCCACCAGUCCCUAUAUCUCUGGAAAGCAUAGAGAGCUAAGCUUAAAGUGUUUUGUUAUGUUUUUAAGACCUUACGUUAGGAUGCAGAUGUUUCCAUCUACCACUAUCUUGAGGCCUGAAUCUUGAUUCAGUAGCACUCAUUUGUUUUGUUUUUAAUGAAGUUGACUGAAGUAAUCUGGUUUUCUGGCACUCUGACAAAAGAAUUGUCAUAGGAAACUGGAAUACUGGCUCUAAAGUGUGGAAUGCCUUAAAAUAAUUUGUCUAGACAAAUGCUGUGCAUGCUUUUCAGUGUAUAUUUAUUUUAUCUCGUUCACAUCCUGUUUCCUUUCUCUCUACAGCUUUCAUUACGGUUUCAAAACAAACUAGUCUGCCUUUGGCACAAGCAAUAGCAGGCGACCCCCACUGCUCUUGUGGUGACGUAAUACGAAAUGCAUUUCUUCUCAGAGGAAGGGUGCUGGAGUACCAGCACUGAUGAAGGCACAGGUCCACAUAAAAUGAGGUGCCAAAGCUAUUUUUGUGAAUUCCUUUGUGGCUUUGUGCAGAAGUAGGGCUGUACCUGUGCAGCAGGGGUGUUUUGUAGCCUCAUGGUGAAAAGGAGACUCCAGGGAAAUGUUGUUGUGGCCUUCCAGUACUUGAAGAGAGCUUAUAAGCAGGAAGGGGACUGACUUUUUACAUUGUCUGGUAGUAAUAGGACAAGGAGCAAUGGCUUUAAACUAAAGGAGAAAUUUGGGUUAGAUGGUAGGAACAAAUUCUUUACUCAGAGAGUGGUGAGGCGCUGACAAAGGCUGCCCAGAGAGGCUGUGGAUGCACAGUCCCUGCAGGCAUCCAAGGCUGCCAGGCUGGAUGGGGUUCUAGGCAGUUGAAUCCAUGACAGAGAUUGGAACUGGAUGAGCUUUAAGGUCCCUUCCAACCUAAGCCAUUCUAUGCUUUUAUAAUUCUAUGAUUCUAUGUUUGGAGGGUACCAGAGUCAACUUCAGAACAUCAGGCAUUUUGCUGUGGGAUGGGUUUGGGCACAGCUGGCUGCUCCUGAUUCAUGGCUUCAGCACAAGAUAGGGAUGACCUUCCAGGGUACUGUCUUCACAGGUACCAUUGCUCUGCUUUCUUAGCCUCCUGGACCAAUAGCUGUUGGGACAUGAAGCACAGGGCACAGCAGCGAGCUGAAGGAGUUUUGAAAGUUUUGAAAGCUUUGAUUAUUCCUGUUGUUGGAUCCAUAGAGAGCCGAUACAUUGCCCAGUGUUCGGUCUUGGUGCAAGUUUGUGGUAGUGUGAGAGGUACAUCAAAUCAAAAUCCAAGAUGUUUCUAUUGAAAGGCAAACAUAGGACUUGAUUACUGGUAAGGGGUUCUUUAAUCUGGUGGUUUGCUCCAUUGCCUGGCUAGAUCACAUGUGGGAAUGGGAUAUGACAUCGAAUGGACUGUUUUAGUGUACAUACUUAACAUGUAGUGCUCAGUGAUAGCAACAAAGAACACAAAGUCCUGCCAGCGUUGUUUCUUUUUCUGCCUGAUAGUAGAUAUCUGUCUGAUAGAGGGACAGCAUUUUCUGUGGGGCAGGGUCUAAGCCCCGUGGCAGCUGAGGUCAUUGCUAGCCCAAGGCUGCUGAUCCUUGAGCUCUGAAUCAGGCAGAGGACUUCAUCUCCCAGGUAAGGUGAUGUGGUCUGUGCAUUUCUUCACGUUUAGAUUGCAAAGCCACAUCACUGUUGUUUUUUCUCCUUACCCAGUGAUCAGGCACCUGCCUUUUGAGUUCAUGGAAGGGUUAUAGGUGUGUGGUGUUCUUUUGAUUUUUAAAGCAUUACACACAGCUGUAAUGUUAACCAUUGUGGUCUGUGAACAUUAGGUGGCAUUUUAUAAAACCUAAGUCAUGUUUUUCAUAAUCAGCUCUGGGAGUCUGCCUUUGGAGGUUUGAGGAAAGAGUCUGACUCUUCCAAAAUUGAGAGCAUAAGUUUUUAGGAGCUUCAUUUUUGUGUUCUUUCUUUUCCAGCCUCAGCUUAUGUGCUUCUGCUCUUAAAACAAGCAAACAAACAAACAAAAAAACACACCCCACACUCCUGAUGUAAAAGACUUGUAAAACAGAACCUAGGAACUCUGUAGUGAAAUCAUAGAAUCAUAGAACGGCUUGUGUUGGAAGGGACCUCAAAAAUCAUCUGCUGUCACAGGCAGGGUUGCAAACCACUAAGUCAGGCACUAGAUCAGGUUUCUGGCUCCAUCCAACCUGGCCUUGAACACCUUCAAGGAUGGGACAUCCACAGCCUCUCUGGGGAACGUAUUCUAGCACCUCAUCAUCCUCUCAGUGAAAAUUUCCCCCCCAACAUCUAAUCUGAAUCUCCCCUCUUUUAGUUUAAAACCAUCCCCCUAUAUCCUUUCAUUAUCUACCCUUGUGAAAAGUUGAUUUCCCACCUCUUUACUAGCUGCUUCUUAGUACCGGAAGGUCAUAAUGAGGUCUCCUCAGAGCCAUCUCUUCUCCAAGCUAAACAAACUCAACUCCCUCAGCCUGUCUUGUAGGAGAGGUGCUCCAAUCCUCUGAUCAUCUUCAUGGCCCCCCUCUGGACCUGAAAAUAAAACACUCAAUCUCCCCUUAAGCUGCCCAGUACCAAUAGUAAAGCUAUACUUGUUUUAUAACAACCAGGCAGCUUUUAAUUUAAGAGCUGGAUUUUGAUGGGUGGCACGUAGGUCUGCAGCCAGUGCUAGGAAAACGAAGGAAUGAUAAAUCUCAUUGAGCUGAAAUGCUGCCAUUACACUUUGCAGCCACUGAAGAAAGUUCUCGAAGAUGAAAAUAGCGAUUUUUAUUUUAAAUGUUAAGUGUCCUAUCAGUCACGAGUGGCAAGCCAGAGCAUGCAGUGAGCUCUGCUGAUGGAGCAGAAGUUGUUCUUUCCUACCUACACUUUUCAGACUAAUUUAAGAUCCUCCUUUGAAAGAUACUGGUUUGGUCCUUAGGGAGGAGGCUGUUGCGAACACUUUCCACAUGAAAAAAAACGGAGCUGGAGAGCAUCUGUGUUCUGCAGGAGGCCCUCUGCAGUAGGGGAAACCUAGACAAGGAGUUCUGAUGUGGCCCUGCUCUAACAGUGUCUCGGCACAGUGUGGUUGUUAUGGGGAGGCUGUGCCCAUGACCCAAGGCCAGCAACUUCAGGUGUUGCUCAAUAUAUGGGAAUGGUAAAGAGACGUUGUGGGGUGAGCAGACAACAAAAUGUCUGCAGGGCAGGUUUUAUACAGUCAUGGAAUGGCUUAAGUUGGAAGGGACCUGAAAGAUCAUAGAGGUCCGGUCCCAGUGCCAUUGACAGAGAUUCUACUGCCAGCUCAGGCUGCCCAGGGCCCUAUCCAACCUGGCCUUGAAGGCCUCCAGCCAUGGGGCACCCACACGUUCUCUGGGCAACUUGAGAAGCAUCUCUGCUUUAAGUAACGGCCUCUGAAUGGCCUUGCUAGGGACAGGGUUUCAUCUCUGUGUCUUCUGCUACCUUUCCUUGCUUACCCUUUUCUACUUCGUGUGACAUGUGUAAGUCAUCUUUAAGAUGGGUGCGAUGCUAGUGGUUCUGCUUAAAAUGCAGGGAUUGCUCUAGCUGUGCCCUUUACAAAGGGCUUAUUUGUGCCCUUCAAGAAGUGUUGCUUUUACCUGAGGACUCAGACAAGUUUGCUUUGUUUUAGUCCCCUCCCAUUCCUCUGGUGAAGGAAGGUCAUAAAUGAAACCAAGUGCAGCAUGCCCAAACAUUGUGAAAUACUGCUAUGGUGUUAAGGUCUCUCUGCAUACAUUCAAGAAGAAAGCAAAGUAACUGUUUUCUUUCAAAAGUGGCAAUAAGUUAAGCCAGCUGUGCAAUGACAACAUGCAUUAUCCCCACUGCCUAGCUCUUGGGCAGCUAAUGAGACCUUAAGUGCCCACUGGUGAACAGUAAAAUUUGUAAACAAAGCUUUCAACUUGUCUGAAGGCUUUCCUUCACUGCUUUUUCUUCUUUCUGGCUAAACAUUGGAUCGUUGCCCGGUAGACGCUAUUUAGAUGUAAAACUUGCAGUAAAUGCCAGUUUCUUCCAAAGAGCCAGUAGGUGUCCCAGCCUUGGGGCAUAACCCAGCAGAUUUGCAUUAGCUCACAGCAAGCAUUUUUGACUUGGCGUUGUAUACAUGGAAUGUGGCUGGGGAGAAAAAAAAAACCCAACGACUACAUCUGUUCCUUUCUUUGCUAGAUGGUUUUUAAAAACGUAACAGUUAUCUUUAAUUAUCUUGCCUGGAUGCCAGAACCAUCAGAGAUCCCAAUGACUAAAGUUUGGCAGCUGAACUCUGUCUAGGUGAGUCACGCUACUUGGAGAUGCUGAGGGGAGGCUUUGCUGCUGCUCCUGGCAUUUUGGGGGCUCGUGAAAGGCACACCUGGUGGUCAGGCUUGUCUCACAGCCUCCAAAGCCACGAUAAAGAGUUGUGACCUGCUCACAGAUGGAGAGAAGGCCGUUGGGAAAAAAAAAAGAGGGAGAAUUUUAGUAUUCUGUAGUUCUGCUGCUCAAACUGGCAGCCCGAGGGCUGUCUUAUGGGUGAUACAAAUGGAAUGCACAGCAAUGAGCCUGGUGUAAGGGGAGUUAAAAAAACAACAAAAAACAAAACAAGAAACAACAAGUAAAAAAAAAAACCAGCAACCUAAAAAUGAAAAAAGAAAUGCCAACCUUAGUAGCUGAAACAGAAGAAUGAAAACAUCAGACCUGAGGCCAUAAUCCAGCCACUUGCUUGCAACAUGGAAUUGGGAGUGUUUUUGAGGUCUCAGCCGGGGACCCAACCAGGGAGCUGCCCUGAAGGGCUCCCAGCUGGCUGACAUACCGCCCUGCUGUGCUGAUCCUGGUGACUCACUCCUCUCAGACUUGAGUUCCUAUGGGGAGAGGAAAUAGCAAAACACGCACCCGGCCUGUUGGAAAGUGAGUCUGGAUCCAAGAAUUGUGCUCUGGGGGAAGGGCAGGGGACUGUGAGAAGGAUUUUCCUAUUUUAAAUGACUCCCAAGAGGCCUAUGCUAGGAAUGAGCAAUAGCAUCCUUUUCUCUGCCUGCUGACGUUGGGCUUAGGAGACACUGAACUCCAGGGUUGCUCACCCUUGCCUUUUUCUUUCAAACCCUGUUUACUCCUAGUUACUAUAGGGUUUCAUUUUGUUUUUAAUUUCCUCUUCAAAUCCCACAUUCUUUGGAGAAGGGAAGGUUAAAGAAAGAUAAAGAAUAUUUUGAAACAUGGAAAAGCAAAGGAAUGAAUAUGCUUCUUGAAAAAUCCCCCGUUAGUUGAAAAUAAAUAUGCUGCUUCUUUGCUGGUUGUGUGUUGGAAAUACUUGAGUGUUUGCAAUGGGAGUGUAUGCAUGCAUGUGUGCAUAAUGGGGUGGAUUAUAAGAUUUGAUCAGCAUGAACUUCAGCAUUUCCAGCUGUGUAACCUGAGCAAGUUGGGAAGAUGUACAGAUUUAAUUACCAUGUAAAUCCAUUAGCUCUGAAUUUCCUGGCAUUUGUUUUGCUGAUGACACAACCUGAAUGUUAUUCACUUUGUGGAUUUUUUUAAUCCAUCCAAUUCUGGGGGGUGAUUAAAGUGAGUAAUUGCUGGUGUGAGACUCCAAAUGAUCAUAUCUGCUGUUACGGUUGAUCUCUAUGCUGUUUUUUGAAAUACCAAUUUCAUAUUACCCUUCAUAUUCUCCUGCAAAUGAGGCAAUUUUAGUGUAAUUAAUAACCAGACAGUUAAAAAAAAAAAAAAAGUAAAGUAAUUGACAAAUUAUUCCUCUGUGCCUUGGUUCUGAUUUUUUUACACUGUAGAAGAUGCACACCUAGAGAUGUGAGGUCCCCUCUGUUUGUCCACGCCAGGUGCAUAAGCCAGGGUAGUGCCAGUCUCCACUUUUAUCAGUGUAUCUUAGGUGUGACCUGGGGGACUGUUGACAUUCCUCAUUCUCCCUGAUCUCUUCUGUUUGCUAUAUGUAACACGAUUUUCCUGCCAUCAGAAAGCUCUUCCAGCUGUUCUGCUCCUCAGUCAGGCUAGGAGGGAGGAUCUCUGUGUCUCAAGAGUAAGCAGUUAGAUGUGCCUGCAGUUGCAUGCUCAUUAAUACUGACCAUGGCCUGUUCAACAGGUCUUCUGACAACUGAUAUUUCAUACAGUUCAUGCGUUGUUGGAUGGUUUUUUCCCAAAUACGCACUGCCAAAUGUAGUCGCUUUCUCUUUUUCUUCUUUCUUCUCCCUCAAAUUAACAUAUACAAAAGGUAAGCACCCUGGUAUCAAGUUGUACAGGGUACAGAUAUCUGCUUUUCUCCUCAGUUUCCCUGUGGGGAUGCUGGGGAAGGUUGAUCUUGUCCCUCUUUCAGCCCCUAUCUUUGGAAUCAGUAUUCUGGAAAAAGACUGUUCUGCUGCCAGGUUGUCCUUCAUUUCUCAUCCUUCUAAGAGCAUUGGAGCAGUAGCUUGGAUCUGUGUCUCAAACCAGUGAUGUAUCAACACAUCCUAUGCAGUAGAUGAGCUCCUUUGUUCCCUGAAAGGCACGUGGGAAUGAAUCGUGGAGGUGAGGCUCUUGGGAGCUCCAUCACUAGCCCUUCUCAAAGCUGACAUGGCUGUGUACCACACUGUGAUUCAAUCUGUGGCUGAGUUUGGAGAAGAAUGAGGGUUGGCCAGCUUCCCUGCUGCAAGUAUAAGAACUGCUGAAAGAGGAAGAAGUUGAGGGAUGUGCUGAACCUGAAAACUUGCAGUGUUUUUGCCUGAAUCUGUGUGACAGUGAACUGAUGCACAAAUGCCAGUGAGUGCUGAGAACAGUUCUCUUGGUCUCUGAGAAACUGAGAGAGCUUUUCAGUAUGUAUCCUUGGGUUUGGGUGUGCAGGAAUUCAUGGACUUCUCUGCUGCAUCAUCAUCAUUGGUAGGACUGCAUGUGCAGUCCUCCACAAGCAGUGUCUGGGCACGGUUCUUUAGCUGCAAAGGGCAGAUUUCUGCUUCAGGUCCUUAUCAUAGAAUCCCAGAAUGGUUUGGCUUGGAAAGGACCUUAAAGCCCACCGCCUGCCAUGGGCAGAGCUGCCACCCACCAACUCAGGCUGCCCAGGGCCCCGUCCAACCUGGCCUUGAACACCACUGCCUCACCACUGUCUGACUAAAUAAUUUCCUGCUAAUGGGUAGAUGCUGCACUUGCACGCUUAAGCAGAACUGCGUAUGAUGCAUUUUACGGCUUUUGCAUUAUAACCAAGUUGAGAGCUAAGCCUGCUGAGAGUGAAAAGCAUGUAUGUGCCAUCUUUAAUGACUGGCACUUUGCCUGGGUGCCCCAGAGUUUGAAUCCCUGUGUUAGCAGCUGUGUUAGCAGUAUUCAGACCUCCUUGGAUACCAUAUAAGCAGAUGCCUGCGAAAUGUUGUUGCUGUGAAGUGUUUGGUUGCUUGAAAAGGAGAUGGUAUCUCCAUGUAGCCUCUCUUCCUGACGUUUGAUGUUAUUAACUAGAAAUGGUUCUUUCUAUAUUUUAUCUCCUAUGUACCUUUGAUUUAUACAAACCACAAGAGAGCUAGUGAAGAAACGAUUCCCUCUUCUCCCUGUUAACUUGCAGUGAGAGAGGAAACCAGAGAUGAGGACAAAUUCAUGCCUGGGGUGCACUCUGGCAUGGUGUGUGUAGGCCAGCGUGCUCUGGGAUUCCUGAAGGGUGGGCUUUGGUUGUACCCCUGCAGGAAGUGCGUAGGCCUCCUAGUGAGCGUAGUGUGUUUUAUGGGCUCAGUAUCAUUUGGGAGUAUCAUUUAGGACUCUCAACUUCAUUCCCUUUUUUUAGUGAGCCCUUUGAAAGCCAGUUCUCUGUUUCAGUCUCAGCCCUGAUAACAUGACAUCUUGAGAUAACCGGCACUCGCUGGUCUGACUUCAGGCUUCAGUCAGCACUCCCAUGGAAGGACCCAAAGCUGAGUCUCUGUUUCACUUCAGAGCUGUCCAUUUGAGCAGAGAAGAAAAAAAACUUUUCCCGUAGGCAGAGGUGGAGAAAAGGGGCUUUGUCUGGCAGGAACAGUCAGAUGCUGUGAGAGCUGCAGCCUGCGGCUCACUUGGGCUGCAGCCAAAUAUGACUUGCUAAAAGCCAUCCAAAAUCCACCGUGCGCCCGGAUGCAGGAGCCCUCCUCUGUUUGCUUACCGUGGGGAUGAUAUCUGUAGGUGUUCUGUGUUCCCCUAAAGCACCUGGCUUAUAAGCGGGAGCAAAUGUCCCAACAGAUUGGCAGUGGAAGUCCACGGAGCUGCAGCUUUCUCCCUGCAAACGUGAGCCCUGGUGUUUUGCUUGUUUGAAAAGUGUGCUGGGAGAAGGGGAGGAUAAGGUUGUAUCUGUCCUAAUGGCUUUUGACAGAGAUUAAAAAUCCCAACUAAACACAUCUCCUUCCUAUGUAGAGAGAACAGUUUAUUUAAUUCAAGUACGCUCCUUAUACAGCAUGUCUGUAACUAGUGCUGUCACCGGCAGUGGGGUGUGAGGGUGCAGAAUCACAGGAUCAUUAAGGUUGGAAAGACCAAUAAGAUCAUCUAGUCCAACCAUCAACUCAUGCCUAUGGCUGGUCUGGAUCGUGUCCUUCAGUGCCACAUCUACACGGUUCUGAAACACCUCCAGGGAUGGUGACUCCACCACCUCCCUGGGCAGCCUGUGCCACUGCAGCACCAACAGGGUGGUAGCCAGGAGCUUCAGCAGAGCUGUAUUGUCUUAAAAAAGAAAGCCAUUGCCAACAACACCACCAACCCCCCCCCCCCCCCCACACACACACAUUUUUGGUGCAAGUAAUCUUUUUUCUUUUUUUUAAAGAUAAACUCUGCUGGGGAAAGAUGCCAAACUGAAUGCCACAGACAAAGAAUUCCUUUCUUUUUCAACCAAAUAGAUAUUGGGUUUCUGGCAGUCUUCUCAGCUUCCUCCCUAAUUUGCCCUUUCCUCCUCUGGAGUGCAGUGGUGAUUGCUGCAGUAUCAACAUGGAGGGCUGUUCUGUGGAUGUUCUGCUCUGGAAGUGGCUGCUGACCACUGCGAUGUGUGCGGAAAUGGUGGGAGGGAUGGGGGAUGUGCCUUGAGAAGGCAGAGAGGAGAAGUUUAAGUGUAGGUGGGAACCGUGAGGAGGCCGAUGUCUCACUGCUCCCUGAAAGCUGUAGCUGCUGCUCAAAUGCCUUUUUGAAACCUUUAAUCAAAUGGAGUUGCUUUCAAUGAGACUACUGUUUUUUAAGGGAAAAAAAUAGAAAGCAAGCUUCAUGUGUUCACUGUGGUAGAGAUGUGUGUAACACGCAAAAUAUUCCUGUAUCUCGAGCAGUAUUGCUUUCUCUGAUCAUUAAGAAGUCCAGACCCUAAAGCUAUAUCUCUUAGUGGAGUCCAGCAGCUGUGUGAUCUGGCCUGUCACACUCCUUUAGGACUUCCGUGUUCAAAGUUACAUCGCAGGCUUUAAAAAUAAGAUGAAAACGCAACAACAAGAGUUAGAGAACCAUUUUAAGGACACAUAGAACACUUAUUUGCUGUCAGGAGGUUCUGCUGUCAAUGCGCUCCAUUUCUUCCAUGCAGCUUGCUGCUUGUCAGCUUUGCAGAUGCAGCAGAAAAACAGAAAGCACACAUGUUGAGGAACAUGUUGGACUCCCUUCCCUGCCCCAAGGCCCUCUUUCUGUCUGGUUUUGGGAAGUUGAAUGUUUAUUUCCUUUGCUGCUUCUCCUGAAGUGGUAUUAGGAAAAUUCCCCAUUCAGAGGGAAAGUAAAGUAACCUUUACUUCUUCCAUUUGCUUAUUUACAUAGGAAUUGAUACAAAUUUCUUCUGUAUUGAAGCUGUAUUAUGCAGGAAUCUUUAUGUGAAUUUACUAAAGGUAGCCAAGUAGCCCAUGGUCAUUUUGUCUUUCAGCUGUGUCUUGGAACCAGUGUACAAAUACUAGAGCAGUCAUGUUGUAGCUUGUGCUAAUAGGGAAGUGGAGUUUAUACCCUUAGCAGAUGGGAAGCAGCGCUAGUUGGGAGAGCUGCUGAGUCCUUGUGUAUUGAAACUACACAAGGUUUUCUGAGGUGGUCAUGAUCCCCUUGCUGAGUCAUUUCAGAGUUAGUUUAGUUGUUUCAUCAUUCACAGCAAGUUAAUAUGAAACUAAAAAUCCAUUUUGCCAUUUGUAAAGGCUUUGUUUUAGCUAGCUUGCUGUUUGAGCGUAGUUAACUGUGAUCCUCUGUUUUCUGCGUUAUGUUUAGUAAAUAUUUUCUUUACUGCCUGUCAGAAUUGACUGAUUAGCUUACAGAUUUUGAAAGAAGUCCCAGUUAGUACCGGUGGGCAUUUAGAAGAGGGGCUGUGUCUUGUUGGGUGCUUGGUGGGCUCUAUGAGAGACGCCUGAGCUCGGCAUAUUCUAGCACCAGGCUGUGAGGCCACAAGUGUUGCUGUGGUGUAAAGGGCAUGCGAGGAGUGUAAGCACACUGCUUCUCUUGUGGAAUCAUACAGUAUGGACUAGUUUGAUUCUUAAUUUAGCCUACAGGAAGCCGGAUCUUGAAUUUCAAUGUUUGUUUCUGCAGGAGAGGGCAAGACGAAGGGCCAAGAUCAAUGCUGCCUGCAAAAACAGAGCAAAUCAAGCAGACUUAGACUUUUGCAGGACCAGGCCCCAGUUGACAAAGACUCCUAUAUGAGAUGGUAGAUAAUGCCUGAUUGUUUAGAAAAGCUUGUUACGAUUCAUUGCACAAAUAUUUUUGUACCAAAAUAGAUUUCUCUGUGUGUAAAACAAGGAGGAAUGGUUUCUUGCAGUACAGUUUCUUCUGUAGUCUCCUGAUACUUGAAAUGAUAACAAGAAGAGCUUCAGAGUCUUUGGAUAUUGCUGGGAACUGCACUGGGGUCUCUAGGAAGUAGAUCAGGAGAUCUGGUUCGUGCUUGUUUUGAAUAAGAAACAAGUACAAAAUUAUCCUAGUGCAUGCAUUCAUAUAGUGCUUUGCUAGUGUAAUAGGUAAAGUGGUAAUUAGCAGUGGCUGCCAGGAGCUCCAGCUGUAGGGCCUAGAAGCUGAAUGUGGCUGGAAUGCUGUGUCUGGAGUAGAUGUAUAAAUUACCCAGGAAUUCCACAGUAUAGCAAAGGAAUUGCCUGGGGACACGCAGGCUCUUUUUGCUGGACUGUGGUGUAUGUUCUGUGCAACUAGAAUUGUCGUAUGUGGUGGCAGACAAUACGAGCCUGAGUUGUUUCCUUUCUCUUCUCUGUGCUUCAGUGACCACCCAUGUGUUCCAUUCCACACAUGGCACAUCCUAACAAUAAUUCCUGCAGGGUGUGUAGAGGAAAGGAGGCUGCCUCAGGACAUGGCUGCUCUGCUUCUAUUUUCUGUUUUUAUUCACUUCACAGAAUUCCUGGAUGAGUUCUCAACUGAUGUCCUAGGCCAGCUCUUGAACGAUCCCUUCUUGUCUGAGAAGAAUGAAGUGAUGGAGGUGGAACUGUCUCCAGCAUCCCCAGCGCCACUCAUCCAGGCAGAGCACAGCUACUCCUUGUGUGGGGAUUCCCGGCCCCAGUCACCGCUGACCCACAUCUCGACUGAUGACAACUUUAAUGAAGGUGACCUGGAAAAUGAAGACUGGUGUCUGGGUUCAGAACUGACUCCAGCAGCAAUAAAGACUGAGCCAGUGUUGUGUGAGACGUCAGGCCUUACUCCCUCUGUCAGUCUCACUGUCACUGCCACGUCGCUGGAUGGAGAACAAGCUGAGCUGCAUACUGAUGCCCUGAUGAAACCACUGAGCCAGAGAGCUCUUCCAGAGAUUAAAUUGGAGCCUCAUGAAGUGGAUCAGUUUCUGAACCUCUCUUCUAAGGAAGCAGUUGAUCCCCUGCAUUUGCCUCCAACCCCUCCCAGCAGUCAUGGCAGUGACUCUGAAGGAGGGCAGAGCCCAGCUAGAUCUCUCCCUCCUUCAAGCCCAAUCCAGCUGCAAGCCGCAGCUAAAGUGGUGUCACGCACAGCUUCAGCGCUCUCCAAUUCCCCUCUCCUGACUGCACCACAUAAGUUGCAGGGGACUGGCCCACUCAUCCUGACAGAGGAGGAGAAGAGGACACUGAUAGCAGAGGGGUACCCAAUCCCUACCAAACUGCCCCUGACGAAAGCAGAGGAGAAAGUGCUGAAGAAAAUCCGCAGAAAAAUAAAGAACAAGAUCUCUGCCCAGGAAAGCAGAAGAAAAAAGAAAGAAUACAUGGACAGUCUGGAAAAAAAAGUUGAGAACUGUUCAAAUGAAAACAGUGAGCUACGUAAGAAGGUUGAAGUCCUGGAGAGUACUAACAGAACACUUCUGCAGCAGCUGCAGAGACUCCAGGCCAUGGUUGCUGGGAAGGUGUCCCGUUCAUGUAAGGCAGCUAGCACACAGACAGGGACCUGUCUUAUGAUGGUGGUGCUGUGCUUUGCAGUUGUUUUUGGCAGCUUCUCUCAGAGCUAUGGACCAUAUCCUUCUGCUACAAAGAUGGUGUUGCCCAGGCAGCAUUCCUCACCAGAGUCCUACACAGACUCCAUUGUGAGGUCACGGAGUCUGCUGAUUUAUGAAGAGCCUCACCAACUGGAGGAGUCGUCAAACCCGAUCUCAUCUGCAGAUCGAAACGACAGGCAUGCAGACACCCCCAAGUAUGCGGCGCUAGCUCUGGAAGCUGUGCCGGUGAUGCAGCAGGAUGAUAUCAUGGAGUUCACAAUAGCCAACGAGACACGGCUAGAGAAAUCAGUGCUGCUGGGCCUACAGCAACACAGAGUCAACUCUGAAAUAGAAGGAAAUGAAACUCUGAAGAUAAUUGAAUUAGAUAGAAGAGUCAAUGCCACCUCUUAAAAAUAAAAAGGCCUUUUUUCUUGACUUCCCUCUUUCCCAGAUAUUUUCAACCAAAGUCCCCCUGACUUGUCAUCCUCAGUGAACCAAAGCACAAAAGAGGGAGUUGACCAAAUUCUGCAUUGACUGGUGAGACUGUGACUGCAGAUGGAAUCUCUUGUCUUGUGACUCCCUUCCUUACUUCACACAAUCCCUAUAUUUGCUUUUAUUUCUUUCCUGUCUGGUAAUACAAGGGCAGGGUAGAAUUAUGAUUGCAGAUGAUACCGGCACUGUGCUGAUGAUUGAUCUGUGUAUGUGUGUCAGUGCUUGCAUGUAUACAUCAUCAUCUGUGCAUAAAAUCAUUGGGUAGAAGAGUGGAAUAUGCAAAACUGAUGGGAGAAAGUGGUUGAUGGGCUUCUAACUAAGAGGAAUAGGAGAGGCAGCGUGAUGCUGCUCAAGCUUUAGUCACGGUUCCAUGCCUGCUGGUCUGUAGCACUUGAGCCUUUUUGGGAGGAGUGAGAAGCGUGUGCUUCAUCUGCCUCUGAAAGCACAAGAAUGGGCCCCAAUACUAUUUUGUUAACAGCACAGGCAGGAGAGGUAUGGACAGUGACGGUGCUGAGUCAUCCUCCCCUACAUCUUUCUAUCUUUCUCUCUUCUCCUCACCAGCCGCUAUGUCAUUUUGUGCAACAGGUUUCUCUUUGCGUUGGAAGCAAAUGUGGUAGGUGUCCCUACUGCUUUUACCCUUAUGGACUACAAGCAAAGAUUCGUCUCUGUCUUGUCACACUGUCUGGGACAAACGGAGUAAUUUAACUGAUUCUGUUUAGAAAGCAUGUUUUGUUAACUUCAGGCAGUGUUUUGGGUGGAUGUUCCUUGGUCUGCUUAAGGCUAACCUGUUUAGUUCAGAUCAAUUCCUUCCCAACAAACUAAAUCAAUGUUAAGUCUUAAACCAGAAGUGCCUCCUGAGAGGACCAUAUGGAUUUUAUUUAUUGGCUUCUAGUUGCAUUGAUGGAAUUUCUCAUGUAGACCAAGUCUUGUGUUUUCUUUUUUUUUUUUUCCCAUCUUCCUGUUACUGUUGUAAAUAGUAUUUAUUAGCUUUGCAAGAUUUUGUUCAAGGAGUUAUAUUGGAUUAACCUUCCCUAUCCCUGCAAGUGAUCUUGGCAAGCUCUGAAAUUGGACAUACAAAUAUCACGGAGCAUCCAUUCCCUCCCUCUAAGCUUGAAUUGCCCUAAAAUAAUCAUAGGUCUCCUCUUCUUCAUGUGUCCUUUUUCAGAGAUGAAAUCUUAGACCAACUCUUUCACCAAAUAAGAUGCAUACAAUUCAGGCCUGGAGGUGGUUAGAUGCUGUAUUAAUAUGGCAAAGCAGUCCCUGACCUGAAGAGUUGGUAUGUAGGCAGCAGACAAGGCAAAAAAGGAAUGAGGCGGGCAUGUAGGUGGGUAAAGUGACUGGCCCAAAGUGUAGUGGAAAAACUGAGAACCAUAUUCCAAUGUGAUCCUAGUUCAGUCCACUUUUUACUUUGCCGUGUUUCCUUCCUCUCCCAUGUAGCUGUUGCCUAAGACUUGUCCUUCUGUUGGUACCCUGCUCAUGCCUUUGCCUAAGUUGUGCUUCUUGGAAUUUGUCCUUGGAUUGGCACAGCCAAUUCUAGCCCAUGAUUUGAGCAGAGAUUGCUCUUAUUGCUACAAAAUAGCACUCAGAUUUCACUGAGGAUGAAUUUAAUGUGAAAAUCUUAAUUCAGCAGACUAGCUAUAGCUAUUUUACAGUUUAACAUGUCAAUUAAAAACAAAAACAAAAAACAACCAACCAACCAAUUUUGUAGCUCUUUUAUUUUUUUUUUCCCUUGUGAUAAAUAAGGGAAAAACUAACUAACUAACUUAGCCUUACAAGUAAUUGUUUACUAUGUACAGUAGAUAUUUCCUGCAAGUAUGCUAUUUUGUAAAAUACUGGAUUAGUAUUUUAUUGUAGUGGCUGCCACACCUGCUCCUUUCUUGUUCUUCAUUCUCUUUAGACUUUCUUCCUUUGGUGUCCUAUUUGCUACCUGCUCUUAGGACUAGCUCAAAGCUCAAUGAUAGAAAUGGAAAGAAUUUGGUGGACAACAGUGGGCUUUGGUUUGCCCCCUCCCCGUGGCAUUUUAAGAAGGUAUUUCACCAUAGUGAGAGUGAAAUGUAUGCCUGACUCCAUGAGCUAAUAGUGAGUGUUGGUGUACAGAUGUACUUUUUCCUUUAUGUCCUAUUGAUCUAUGCAAGUGCCUUUUUACCAAUUUACCUUUGGUAGAAAUGAGAGAAGAAUGCCAUUGUAGACCAUUUUGCAAGAAUUCCCUUCUUGGCGUGAAUCAGUGAACCUUUAAAGCUUCUUUCCCUUCACAAUGAUCCUGUUUGAUCCUCUGCAUCAUUCCAGUAUCCCACAGUGGUUUGGAUGGUUUUUUGAAGCAAUGAUACAGGGCUUCACCUAAAUAGCAAAUGCUACUAGUGGGUGUCACUGGAGGUGUCACAAGGGAUGGCUGCAUAAUUCAGCCACAUGAGGUCAGCAAAGAGUCAUAGAAUCAUAGAAUGGUUUGGGUUGGAAGGGACCUUUAAGAUCAUGUAGUUCCAAUCCCCCUGCUACAGGCAGGGACACCUCCCUCUAGACCAGGUUGCUGAAAGCCCCAUCCGGCCUGGCCCUUAAUGCUUCCAGGGAGGGUCAUUCACAUCAUCACUGGGCAACCUGUGCCAGUGUCUCAGCACCCUCACAGGGGUGUCAAGCACAACACUGCUUUUAAUUGGGUUGCAGUUUGCACUGUGCAUGAGCAGAAGGCCAAGCUGCCUGAGCUCGUGCCCACUGCCAGCUAAAUGGAUCAUCUCCCAGUGCAGAUACUUCUAACUUCAUUGUAUCGAAAUCAAAGUUGAAUUUUUCCCCAGUACUCCAAAGACUGACAAUUCUGCAAUACCCGAGUAACCUCCUUCUCUGAGACCUCCUGCAGUAAUCCCUACUGACGCUUUGCCUUCUUAUUUGCUUAAUUUGGACCUAUCCAUUCAAAUUUUAUUAGUAGAUAAUCAUGUUUUCAUCUGAAACGUUUUAAAUUGGUCAUAUUCAGGGUCAGACCCUGCUGAACUCAUUCAUCUGAACCAGUCUGGCAACACUGAUUUUAACUGUUGAAUAUUAUGCUUCUUUAGUCUUCACCUGUCUCACCCUUUAAAUAAUUUUUAAAUACUCUUGGGGAUCUCUUGAGCUAGCACACACAUCGCUUGUGGAUUUUUUAUUAAAUACUGUUUCUUUAUAAUAAGGAGAUCCUUUGCUUUACUUUGGUAUGUUUGUGACCAUUUUUCUUCAGGGGCCUUCAUUGAACAGAUUUCUCUUUGAGACAGUAGGAGCCAAGUAUCUCCCAGUAUCAGCCUCCCAUGUGCUGAUAUGGGACAAGGACCUGCUGCCCCUGGUGUGAGCAAUGGCCAUGCCCUAGCAGGGGGCAGGGGAGAUCCAAGGGCAGGCCCACUGAGAUCCAAGGGAAAAUGUCGUUGCAGAGGAAGCUGUAUGUGCUAAGGACAUUGGUAAGGAGCAGUAAGGGGUGUUCAGGGAGGGAAGAUCCCUGUACUUAUAGUGAUCUCAGCCAUAUUUGUUGAGUCUGUAGCCUAACAGUACAUCUUUUACAGUGGUCAGUGACAUGAGAUGGCGUGUGUGUAUGGACAGGGCAGGCAGAGGCCUUGUGCUACCUGAUAUACACUUCCAUUAGAGGACUCAAACAAUCCCUAGAGUCUAGCUGCAACUUUGUGCUGUUUGACAUCAUGGUUAUGUGCUAGUGAACUUCACUUUUGGCCCAUAGCAUUAAAGCAUGCCUAGAUCUGUCAGUUCUUUGCUUCUAGGGAGAUAAGCUAUGAAGGAAUUAGGGCAUUAUUUUAUAUAUAUAUAUAUAUAUAUAUAUUUAAGAAGUAUUAAGCACAGGGCACGUGACAGUUUUAACCUUGUUAUCUGUGUAUAGAUAAUGUUGGUGUUGGGUUUUUUUCUUUUGUUGUUUGAUUUGCCAGGCUAUUUAUAGUUCUUUGCUGCAUUUCUUUUAUUUCCUCCACACCAUUCAAUGUUUUCCAGCAGCAGGGACUAAUAUUGGAUUAGGCUGAGGUUCUGAGGCCAGCUCCUGGCUGAAGGCAGCACAGCUUCUCACUCACUGCUUCCAGGCGCUGCAGGUUGAUCCAUAAUGGCAGGAGACCUCUUCCAUAACCCUCUGUAUAACAGUGUAUCCCAAUGCAAGCUUAUUCUUGAUUUCUUUAAUGUAGAGCUGAGAAAGAAUCCAAAAACUUUCCUUCUCUUUUUCUCCCUGCUGAAAUCCCCACCUCUGCCCCCAUCCCCCAAAACAUCAGCAGUGAGUUCUGUCUGGCGCAUUUAGAAUGUGGGUCAAGUAAAUGAGUGAUACUAAUUGCUAUGUUGGGAGGGAUUUCCUCUGAGUAUUUGGGCUCUAGAUUCUAGCUAAUGCCAAGAGGCCAUUGUACAAAACUUGUGCAGCUAAGAACAGAAUUAUACAGAGUAUUUUUAUACGUGGGUGACUAAAAUAUUUCUUUCUCAAGUCACUAAUUAGAAAGGGAACGUUUUGUAUUUUGAAGGUGAAGUAGUAGGUCAGUACUUUUAACUACAAAAGUGAUAGUAACCUAUGUAAGUAACAUUGUGCUAUGGUGCUGCUGCUUUGCACUGUAGUGUUGAGGAUAAACACCUUUGAGGGUUGUAGAGGUGCCUGAACUGGCUCACGUGCUAAAGGCUUUAUAAAUAAGAGGUUAGGAUUCAGUCAGUGGGCCAGGAGAGUGUACUUUUCUUACAGUCUACAGAUCAACAGUGAGCAUCAAGGUUGUGAUCCCACUUAACACUGCAUUGCUAAGAUCAACAUCCAUUGGAAACCGCAGGUUUUAGAGGGGAAUUGCCAUCUGUUUUUGUGAUUAUCAUGUCAGGCCUGAAUUGACUUUGUAUAUAGAAAGGAAUGCGUCUUGCAAAGAAACUCAUUUGUGAUGCAGAAAUAGUUUGGGUAUUGCUGUAAGUUAUUACUGGUGGUCUCUGCUCUACCCUAAAGCCCAUCUCCGUACUUUUCCCCAAGAGCUGGAACUGGAUAGGUAAGAACAAAACGUGGGAAAGCUGGACUUCCUAGAGAAACAUCCUAGUUCCUAAUUCCUUAAAUCAGCAAUGACAGUCUUUUCUGUUAGUUCCCACCUUCAUUUCUCUUUACUUUUCCCCUUGCUCUUCAAUGAGGUGUAGUCCUGUUUAUGUAAAAUGAGUGCAUACCUGACCUUUACUGUGUAUGCCACCUUCCCUUCCAACCUGUAGGCAAAAAUCCUUCUGCACUUCAACAGCUCGUAAUUAAGGGAGUGGAGAGGAGAAGGGGGAAGCAGAGGCAGUGGUCGAUUUUUUGACGUAGAGCUCUGUUUGUAGUUGACUGACAAUUCCAAUUCGCUGGUGCUGAAGUAAUUGCAUCUUGCUUUCUUCAUGUGCCCCGUCAGCAUGAAUGAGUGCUUGUGUGUCUGUGCACGUGUGCAUGGUGAGCAAUUAAAAACAAAAUGAAACACAAAUGCAGAGUUAUUUUCUUAAUGUAGUAAGUGUCCUUCUACAAAGGCAUCUACCUGAGCACCCCAGGCACAUUCCUCUUGGUGCAGCAGAAAGCCCAGGUGCUUCUCUCUGACCGCCCGCAUUCCGCACUGUGAUAACUCAAGUCUAAAUCUGUCAUGUGGAUGGCUGUAUGAUUUCUGUCCUAUUAGCAAAUGUCAAUGGAGAGCUGUUAAACUGUGUCCUUUUGUGUGUGUGCAUAGAUUGGCAGAUCUGUAGGACAACUCUGGCAUGGUACAAAAAAACCCCAACAUUACUGUAUGUGGUCUUCAGACAUCAAUUUUGUAGUGCAGAAUUGUGUUUUCUGAUGCUUUGUUCUUAGUGUUAUACAUUUGCCUUUAAAAAUGGCCUUAAAAAAAGGGAGGAUGGAGAGUCGGGGGGACCCUUGGAGGACCUGGUGUACCACUGCCAGCAGCACCAUGGCCUCUGCAAGGACUGUGCCAUGGUAUGAGCACAUCGAAGCUCCAGUGAGGUUUUGCUGGGCCUUCUGAAGGGCAGAUUACCUGAUGUUACCCUUUGGAGAGAAACAGUGGCCAAACUCAUUGCCUGGGGCCAUGAGAAACAAUACCCUGUGACUCUGAGUCAUUCUGCCUGUGACACCCUGAAAGAGUUUCAGCUGAUCAUUUCCUUUUCCUCUGUACAUGUGGAUACUGUAUGAGUUUGUACAAACACGUAAACAAAACUAUCUUAGAUAAAAAGAACAGUGAUACUAGUGCAGAAGCAUCUCCCAGAUUCCUUGGUAAACUGUGUUGUAGCCUCUCUGGCCACAGAAAUCUCCAUGCUUUUGCCAAAAGCCUAUUUCAUUCUGUGUAUGUGUGCUCGAUGGCCUCUCCAUUUUUGUACAAGUGCUGUCACCUGGGUGCAUUCCCACCUGAUUGUUCACCGGUAACCAUGUCCAUUGGGUGUAAAGAAGUUGCUGCCUUUUCCUUUUAAACUGUCGACUUGGUUCUACAAGAGAACAGAUUACCUGCCUUUGUAGCCUAAACAUGUAUGUAUGUAGCUAAGUAUGUUAUGCUUUUUCUUUCAAAUAAAUAUUUUCUGUAGAAAAA